UGAAGGUCUUGACUGGAGGUGCCCCGCUCAACCGGUCACCCGUUCGUCGCUCUCCUUCGCUGGACUACGCGCGAGAGCCCAACGUCGUCCUUCGUUUACGACAACACCAACUCUACUUUAUUCGCGCCUAGCUUGUCAUAGAGAAAUCCUAGGAUCACUUUUAAGCUUUCCGUUAAUACCCACGUCGUCGAAUACCCCUUUACUAACCCCGCCAUACCUUCAAAAUGCGCGCCCUACUCAGGCCACUAUCAUUGCACACCGUCUUCUCACCUAUAGAAACCAUCGUCUUCGUCUUCGUUCUCGCUACACUUGCAUACUUGCAUAUCCUCGACGGCAUUAAGCACUCAUCUUUCUUCGCUCCGACAUUCCCGUCGAGUCUUCGGCCAGCGUAUGCGAGGCUUUCCGGAUCGGAAUGGGUGUCCGUGGGCGAGCGGGAGUGGUACUCUACGCUGAAGCGCGGCCAGGAUCAAGCCGUCGAGCUCCAGCAAUUCGUUUUCGGUUUGGACGACAAAACUCGGAAGGUGUCGCCCGAUGCAUUUUCGUUGUCGCCGAUAGCUGAGCGUCUUACGACUGCCGUCAGCUCGCUUUCGGGCAACUCUUACUCGUCCAUCUGCCAUGUCCCGGCAUUCAACUCCUCGUCCCUGCAAUGCUUCACUUCUGUCUCACCGUCGGCAAUCACACUCAGCUUUACUCCUGGCACACGCGAAGACUGGGUUGGUGCGCUCAAACAUAUGACUUCAUUGACCGUUAACGGCACGCGCUAUGAGGUCCAGAGCCCGAAGCGCAUUGAGACCAUCGGCGAAAUGAAGAGCAGCAAGUGGGUUGCCUAUGCGCUCUGGGCACUUGUAAUGCGUUUCUGGGACAUGGCAAAGAAGGCCGAUUCUCUGGAUAUCCUUGUCGUUCUCCUCGGGUACGUGCUCAUGCACGGCACUUUCUUCCGCCUCUUCUGGAGAUCGCGCGCCCUUGGCUCCAACUUCUGGCUUUCGACUGGCAUCAUGAUGUCGUCCGUCUUUGCUUUCCUUUUCACGCUCCCACUUUGUCGCGUCCUCAGGAUCCCGCUCGAUCUGGUAUGCUUGUCAGAAGCACUUCCCUUCCUGGUCUGCACGGUCGGCUUCGAAAAGCCCUUACGCCUUGCUCGCGAGGUUCUCGCUCAUCCCCACGCUCUCAAGCCACAGGCAGAUGGUCGCAUGAUGUCGGCUGGCGACGUGAUCCUCGAAGCCCUUGACAAGAAGGGCAAUGUCAUUCUCCGUGAUUACGCCCUCGAGAUCGCCGUUCUGCUUAUCGGCGCGAACAGCAAAGUUGGCGGAUUGCGCGAGUUCUGCGCCCUUGCGAGCAUUGCCAUGUUCCUCGACUGCAUCAUGCUUGCUACUUUCUACACCGCUGUUCUGACUGUCAUGCUCGAGGUCCGUCGUAUUAAAACGGUCAGGUCGUUCCGUCGCUCGCCCUCGUCCUCUAUCAAGUCUUCGCUAGCCCGCAGCGCAAUGACGACGCAGUCCGCCCCUGUUAAGCCGAGGAACCUUAGGGAGCGCAUCUCGUCCGCCCUCAUUGGUGUGAAGGGUGCAUCGCUAAAUGCAAGCCAGGAGUUUGAGGUGAACCCGAUGGCCAGGCUGAAGCUUCUUAUUCUAGCGGCCUUCCUCACCCUACACAUCACUAACUUUUGCACGACACUCACCCCGGCGACAGCUCUUGCGCGCCACAACAAGCACACUCCCCGCACUAACGGAGACCACACUGACCUCCCUCCUCCACGUGUCGAUUUCACCUCCCCCCAGGUUGCCGCCGUCCUCUCUGCUCUGGUCGAAGUGGAAGCAACCACCAUCGUCAACGAUGCUUCUAUUUAUGUGAAGAUUGCGCCUCCCAUCCACGUUCGUGCUAUCCCAACAGUUACACAGGCGCAUCCUACGGCUUCCCCUUUCAGUGUACUCUCCGGCUCCGCUAGUAUUGACGCAGGGACGGCCAACACCGGCGAGGUCAUCGAGAACUUCAUGUCCGGCUGGUCCACGCUCGUCGGCGAUCCGGUCAUGUCCAAGUGGAUUGUCGUUCUUCUUGGCAUUAGCGUUGCCCUCAACGGCUUCUUAUUGAAGGGCAUUGCCGCUGGCACCGGCCUCCCAAUUGCACGUGGCAGCGUGCGCUUCCGCUCUCGUGCGCGUGUGUCCGAGAAGGUCGAGGAGGAGGAGGUUUGCGAUUCCCCGAAGCCCGCUAUCGUCAUGCCGAGCAUUGGGCCCGUUGUCACUUCCCCUCCUGCUCCAGUGCCCGAGCCUAAUUCUGCCCCUGCUGUUCUUGAUGGUCCUAUCAAAGAGCACAAGCUUCCAAUCCUCAGCAUCCCAGUUGAUCUCACCACUGUCGACGCGAGGCUUGAGAGGGAGCGUCUUCUUACCGAGGCUGUAGCCCGUGCCGAGCGUGCCCGCAACGAGCCCACUCGACCGCUUGACGAAAUCAUCGACACAUUCGAGAACGGUCCCCGCCCAGUGUCCGCGAGCCUUUCGCUCCUCACCGACGAGGAGGUCAUCGUUUUGGCUCAGAAUGGCAAGAUCGCCGCAUACGCGCUUGAGAAGAUGCUUGGUGAUUUCGAUAGGGCCGUCACGAUUCGUCGUGCAUUGAUUUCUCGUGCUUCGAAGACCAAAACACUUGAGCACUCGGAUGUCCCCAUGGCCAAUUACGACUAUUCCCGCGUAAUGGGUGCAUGCUGCGAGAACGUCGUCGGUUACAUGCCCAUUCCACUUGGUAUCGCUGGCCCUCUGAAGAUCGACGGCGAAAUGUACCCUAUUCCCAUGGCCACCGCUGAGGGCACACUUGUUGCUUCUACCUCGCGCGGAUGCAAGGCGCUUAACUCUGGCGGAGGUGUCACAACCGUUGUCACCUACGAUGGCAUGACUCGCGGACCUGCUAUCGACUUCCCGAAUAUUGUGCAGGCCGCCGCCGCUCGCGCAUGGAUCGAGAGCCCCGAGGGCUAUGCCAUUGUCAAGGAGGCCUUCGAGUCUACUUCCCGCUUCGCCAAGCUCCAGAGCGUUAAGUGUGCCAUGGCUGGCCGCACGCUGUAUGUUCGUUUCACGACUCGCACCGGCGACGCAAUGGGCAUGAACAUGAUCUCGAAGGCGACGGAGAAGGCACUCGAGGUCCUGGGCAAGGAGUUCCCGGAGAUGGUCGUCCUUGCGCUUUCGGGCAACUACUGCACAGACAAGAAGCCCGCCGCGAUCAAUUGGAUUGAAGGUCGUGGCAAGGGUAUCGUCGCCGAAGCCAUCAUUCCCGGCAAGAUCGUCAAGACUGUCCUGAAGACGACCGUCGAGGCGCUGUGCAAUCUGAACACUAAGAAGAACCUGGUCGGCAGUGCGAUGGCUGGCUCGGUCGGAGGGUUCAAUGCCCAUGCGGCUAAUAUCCUGACUGCUAUCUUCUUGGCGACCGGUCAGGACCCUGCGCAGAACGUCGAGAGCUCCAACUGCAUAACACUUAUGGAACCAACGAACAAUGGCGAGGACCUACUUAUGACCAUCUCGAUGCCGUGUAUCGAAGUUGGUACCGUCGGUGGUGGUACCGUCCUCGGUCCUCAACAAGCUGUCCUUGAAAUGCUUGGCCUCAAGGGCGCUCAUCAAACGAACCCCGGCCAGAACGCCCAACAGCUUGCUCGUCUCAUCGCCGCCGCGGUCAUGGCCGGAGAGCUCUCCCUGAUCAGUGCACUCGCCGCCGGCCACCUUGUACGGGCACAUCUUGCGCACAACCGCUCGCAACUGAAUACGCCAAGCACGUCACGACCUGUGACCCCUGGCCCGAUGACACCGCCACUCGUAUGGAAUUCACCGCGGCUAGAGCCUGCGAAGAGGCCACCGAGUUCGUUGGCAAUGUCUUCGAUGGCCCGUGACGGGUACGUUGUGGAUGGCAAGGCCUGAGGUCUCCCUGUGCGCUCCUUUCUACAGCCAUACUCUAACCUACCUACUUUCGACGACAAUCAAGUAUACAUACGCACUUUUCAAUGCUCAGUUAUUUUUUCGCUACUUGUACAUUUUUGGACCCUUUUGCCGUGCAUUCUUGCUUACCGUGCGCACUGGUGUGUGCCACUUGCUGUCUGUACUUGUGCAACUUCGUUAGCUUAGGAAUGAAAGAAAC
Messenger RNA from Phanerochaete carnosa HHB-10118-sp, 4101 nucleotides. RefSeq lists its product as uncharacterized. Lineage: Eukaryota; Fungi; Basidiomycota; Agaricomycetes; Polyporales; Phanerochaetaceae. The coding region runs from base 225 to 3884 and encodes 1219 amino acids. The record is from RefSeq and is a predicted model, not a curated record. Gene Ontology annotation, molecular function: hydroxymethylglutaryl-CoA reductase (NADPH) activity; protein binding. The transcript is spliced from 7 exons. Gene Ontology annotation, biological process: coenzyme A metabolic process; isoprenoid biosynthetic process; ergosterol biosynthetic process. Gene Ontology annotation, cellular component: peroxisomal membrane; endoplasmic reticulum membrane.